AUGCCUUUUCUCCUGCCGACAGAAUGCCUUACUUGCAUCUUUGCAGAAUUAGAAACCAAUAAAUCGUCAAUAUACUCGUGCAUAAGAGUAAGCAGAGAAUGGUGUAUUGCUGCUACUCCUUUUCUAUGGAAGAACCCAUUCUGUUUGACGAGUAAAGAUCGAUCAGCUCCAUCUACGAUCAAAAAAAACAUGCCCAUCGAUGCUUACUUGCCCUUUCUCUCUGAAUCUGCAAAAGCUCGAUUGAGAUUAAAUAACGUCCCUACUGGACUCGAAUCCUCGAUUUUACCAAUCUUCAACUAUGCAUCAUAUUUACGAGUAUUAGAUAUGGAUGAAUUCUAUGACGAAAUAACUAAAUGGAUCGCUAAUAAAAGACUUGCGCAGGCAACUCAAUUCGAUACAACCGACAAUAUAUCAUAUACGAUAUCACAACAGGCAGCGCCAGAAGACGGUUUUAUCGACUAUUUAUCCGACAUUGACGACGAUGACGACGAAAUACAAAAAAUUCUCAUAGCGCAAGAACUACUCUUUCUAUUCUCGGACUCGUCUCCUAAAUUAUAUCGUCUCUCUAUUGACACACGUCGUCUAGGUAAAAUAUGGUGUGACAUGGUAGUAGGCAUACUAUCCCUCGAGAUAUCCACGUCCGCAACCAACACCCACCACCCCGUACCCAUCCCGUCGUGCUUUUCUCACAUUGAACAAUUCGAAUUCAAAGGAGAGGGCGACGAGACCGACUACGAGUUCGAAGAUAUGCUCGUGGCAAUUUCUCAAUUUAGCCCAAACGUUAAAAUACUCAAAAUUGCUUCUUGUUCGCAAUAUCUACUUCAACCGUUGGUUGAUUUAAUUGGAUCGCAACAAGGAAUCAACGAAUUAGUGCUAAAUAAUAUUCGCAUAGUGGGUACAUCGAUAUUCGAGGCCAUUGCCCAUCACAAAAAGACAUUGACACAUGCUGAAUUUCAUCGGUGUACUUUCAUCGAUUGUACACCAAUGACUGCUCUUGCGAAUUGUACCAGGUUGGAAAAUCUUAUAUUCGCAAGAAGUGGCGUCACUGGCGAGUUACUUGCUCCAUUGGGAUCUCCAUCGUCGUCUAUCACUCGACUGAGUAGACUGGUGUUGUUGGAUAUAUAUCCAUCUAAUGGUGACUCGGCAGAGUGGAUAAAUCUUGCCCAACAAGUCAACGCUAUUUUGCGUCGCACUGGAAAGACGAUCCGCGAACUGCGUACAAACGUCCAUUUAACUUACUUUCUCGACUUUGUCGAUACCAUAAUAUCGGAAUGUCCCAAUCUAGUUAUAAUAGAAAUGGACAUUCAAAACAUAGCUCAGAUACCGGGGAUAGUCACCCUCUUACGAAGUUGCAAGCAUCUUCAGACGUUCCGAGCAUCCAUCGACGGUUAUACUCAUAGUAAUGAUUCAGUUGCCGACGAUUUGAUCCACGAAUUUGCGCAAAUAAUUCUACCCCCUCUUCGUCGUUUGGAGGUGCGCAAAUGGAAAAUAUCUAAGCAAGGUUUAUUAUUUAAGUGUUUAAUAAGCAUGAAAGCUCCAGUGAGAUAUGUCUCAUGA
Molecule: messenger RNA, 1557 nt
Organism: Paraglomus brasilianum
Lineage: Eukaryota; Fungi; Glomeromycota; Glomeromycetes; Paraglomerales; Paraglomeraceae
Source: the annotation of a GenBank genome assembly